AUGGAGGAUAUAGCCUUCUUCUCCCCGGAACAAAAGAGCACCUACCUACUGAAGUAAGUUCGUUUGGAUUGUUUCAUUUUUUCAAAGGUAUUUGAGUUAGGAAACAUAUAAAGUGUGAAUAAAAGAACUGAACCGGAAAACAGCGAGUUUGGAAAUAUUACAAGACCGAUUAUACACAGUUUGUCCAUAGUUUGCCAUAGAUCGUCCUGUAAUUUCUCUUUACAUAGUUUGUCGCUGUCAAUAUUAUCUUACAGAGCUUACAUAUGGAACCAAUUUGUGUGGUACGUACCAACAACUCGUCCACAUUGUAAAUAGAUAAAAAGGUGAAAAAACUUCCCUUUGUUUUUAAUGCAGACGGAAAAGGAUUGGAAUGUUAGCAUCAACUCGAUGGAAGGGAGUUGUACCAAAGUUCAAUAAUCCCGAGGCAAAAGCAGAGUUGGCAAGUUUUGCCUCUGAAAUUGCCACCCAGUGUGGUAUGCCAGAAGUAGGAUUUAAUGAAGACGGAAUCAUAAAACAUGUGCAGGCCAACUUCAACGAACAACGAAGGUAUAGGAGGAACAAAUCUGAUUCAAAGGUAACUUUCGUAGUAAAUAUUUUUCGCUUUUACACCUAAAUUUCUUUCAUGUCACACCUGGUAUGCCAUGGCACGAUAUGCAAUACCCCGAUAACCCGUUGGAGGACAGGUCAUUCGAAAUAUUUUGAGGUGUGAGAGAAGGCUGAAAUUUUGACCGUUAAUCAAUAAAUUCUUUCCUUUUACAUAGAGAAAAUGUUUGAGUGAUAAAGAUCCCAAGCUUCCUGAACUACAUGAAGAUGUGCUAACUUCUGAGGUACUUACAGUGAUUCUAUAGGAGGAGUCAUAGUUUAUGUGGUGGGGGAGGGGUGCUAUGGUGAUAACUGAUUUGUUUUUUUUGUGUCUGUGUAAUGUUUUUCGGAAGCUAUCCCCGGCCCUUGAUGAUAUCAUUUAAUUUCUUCGGUGAAAUGGCACAUCAUUGAUUGAUAAUCUUUGGUUUCCCAUUCUAGUCAGAGAGUGAUAAUAACGCAUGCAAAAGAGUCAAGUCUGUUCAAAAGGUAUGUGGCUUGGUUGACCUGACUCUUUCAGUGCUAAUGUAUAUACCUAAACAUGCACAGCAUUAUUUAAUUGACUUUUGUCUCGCAUUGACUUUUCAUAAUGUAUGGUUGUUGGACAAAGUUGAAGCAAUUAAAUAGGCCUACAACAUUAUUUUGAUCAAGUGGGGAGAGAUUUAUAUAGUAAUAAGAAUGACUUGUAUAAUUCACUAUUACAAAGUAAGAUAUCACACACUAAAACCUAAUUCCGAUUUAUCACUACAGUUCUUUUUUGGCUAUGUGUAAUUUCUUCAGUGUUUUACAUCCUACUGUAGGUAUUAUCUUUUAUGCUUUGUGUGGUUUAAACCCUUUAAGAUGUGUUUCACAUGUACUUUUAGUUCACAGGUCAGUCUUGGAGGAGGUGACACUGAAAUACAGUCACAAGAAAGUGACGAUGACGGGACAGUGUCAACUGUUUCAGUUGAUUCAACGGAGGACUCUGUGGAAGAGGCCAUAAACAGCAAUGGAUGGUGUCCCCAAGUUAAAGCGUGCUGUUGA
This is a messenger RNA of Porites lobata, 1602 nucleotides long. Lineage: Eukaryota; Metazoa; Cnidaria; Anthozoa; Scleractinia; Poritidae. The record is from the annotation of a GenBank genome assembly.